This is a messenger RNA of Trichoderma harzianum CBS 226.95, 643 nucleotides long. RefSeq lists its product as hypothetical. Bases 265 to 450 code for a protein of 61 amino acids. The record is from RefSeq and is a predicted model, not a curated record. NCBI's taxonomy places the organism in Eukaryota, Fungi, Ascomycota, Sordariomycetes, Hypocreales, Hypocreaceae. The transcript has a single exon.
GAAUGUUUGAUGAACGGGAAUUAGACUGGUAUACUACUCUUCAUCCCGAUAAUCUAUUACUGUCUAUUAACUCUUCCUCUUCGUCAACUUUUGACUGUUUUAUCUAGCAUAAAGCCCCAAGGGAUAAUCUCCCUCGCAUAUAUACAACCGUCUCGGUACAAAUUAACUACUAUAUUCAUAGGUACAGAAGGUAAUAUCUACAAGCACAGACCAUACUCAACACCCUACACAUUACUCGGCUCAACGUUGGCCCUGUGCACCUCUAUGCCAAACCGUUGCUAUUUGUCUCCCACACAGAGUCACCUGGUCUAUCACAUGGCCUUUGCACGGACACACAAACGUCUGUGUGUCGAUUGCAUCCUCGUAUACGCGGAACCGUGCGGUCGCGGUAUCCAAUUCAUGCACCCGGUCCUCUCAAUCUUGGAGAACCUCCCCUUAACUGUACAGUGAGAGAGCUGGGUUCCAAAGCCGAACCUUGAGGAUUCGAUUCCUUAGCUUCGAUUACAGGAGAUUUGACACGGGUCGUUUCCUCGCCUAAACGGAUAUCGCUAUUAUUUCCCAAGGAACAAUUCUCAUUUGCACGCUGCCUGGAUUGUUUCAAGGCUGGUUCCCGCUAUUUCUGACCAUGACCCUACCAGCCCGU